Messenger RNA from Amoebophrya sp. A25, 224 nucleotides. The record is from the annotation of a GenBank genome assembly. Lineage: Eukaryota; Dinophyceae; Syndiniales; Amoebophryaceae.
AAUGUCCUCGUCGGCGUGUGAAGUCAAGAGGACAACAAUAGAACACCUCGUUCAGGAUGAUGAACCUGAGCAUCUUCAGAAAAAUGACGAGCAGAAGGAGAUUUCUGCGUCACCAAAAGGCGAAGACGACGAAGGGAAUCACGCGAAGGAGAGUGACCUCGAUAAUCUAGAGAAGGAGCAGCUCUUUGCUUUCUUCGAAUCGGAGUCGACGCCUCGACAUGGAG